AUGCAAUAAGUUUAUAGAAGACAUAGUCAUUCAUCAAUUGAUUCAUAAGAAGAGUUUGAUAAUAUUUAUUUACAAUAAUAAUAAUAAUAAUAAUAAUAAGUGUUAAAUAAUCCUAAUUAAGAUCUUAAUGAAAUCAUUGUAAAAACAUUAUUGAGUGAAUCAGAAGCUAGAGAAUUAGAGGAUACAGUAGAAGAAUAGAAUAUUAUAACAAUUGAAUAGGAAAUUGUUGAUUAUGAUGCACAUUUGGAAGAAUUAUUAAAUAGCAUUCAUUUAAAUGUUUUACCUCGUUAAAAUUCAAUCUAAAUUCAAGAAUAUACAUAGAUACUACCAGUUGUAUUGUAGAUAUAAUCUAUAAAAUCAUAAUUAAAGAAAUAAAGAGCUAAUAUAGAUUUAAUGUGUGUAGUAGAUGUAAGUGGUUCAAUGGAAGGAGAAAAGAUAAAAUUAGUACAGAAUUCUUUGAGAUACAUUUAAAAGAUAUUAAAUCCAACUGAUAGAAUUGCUUUGGUGAGUUUUGCAACUUAAGCAGGCAUAAAUUUAUAAUGGNAUUAUUUAAAUUUGA
Messenger RNA from Paramecium pentaurelia, 559 nucleotides. Lineage: Eukaryota; Ciliophora; Oligohymenophorea; Peniculida; Parameciidae. The record is from the annotation of a GenBank genome assembly.